Molecule: messenger RNA, 2521 nt
Organism: Dermatophagoides pteronyssinus (European house dust mite)
Lineage: Eukaryota; Metazoa; Arthropoda; Arachnida; Sarcoptiformes; Pyroglyphidae
Source: RefSeq, a predicted model, not a curated record
UUACAUCAAGAGGAUAUUAAUUUAUUAAAACAACAACUAAUCGAACGUGAAACAAAAUUAAAUGAUCUAAAUACAACAUGUAGAUAUUUAACCGAAAUUGAACAAUGUUAUAAUAAUGUACAAAAAGAAUUAACAGAAUUAAAACAAAAUAAUUAUAAAAUAUUUAAUGAACUUGAAGAUAAUUAUCGUUUAAUAUGUUCGCGUAAAGAUUUUGAAAUUGAUUUACUUAAAAUAAAAAUUAAUGAAUUAAAUAAUAAUUUAGAUUCAUUAUCAUACGGGCAAACAUCUUAUCAUAAUAAUCAUCAACAACAACAACAACAACAAUUUUUCAGUUUAAAAUCAACAAAUUGUUCAACAAGUGAAGAAUCAAAUGUUGUAGAUGAAAAUAAUCAAAAUUUUAAAACAAAUAACGAAAUUAUCAUUACGGAAAAACUAGAAUCAUCAACCGAAUCAACAACACCAUCAACAUCGUCAUUAUCAUCUUCGUUGGAAAUUCCGAUAGCAAAAAACAAAUCAACAUUGGAUGAAUCAUUAUUGAAUCAAAAUUCAAUUGAUUCAUUUAACUACCAUACUGAUUAUGAUAAAUUAUCAUCGACAACAACAACAACAACAACAAUAAAUGAAUUAAAAAUGAGACGAAAACAUUCAUUAAAACGUAUAUCAAGCUGUGAUAUUGUUGAUGAUGUACAAUCAUUUGGUAUGCCAUUACCAACCAUUAAUUAUAUGAUGAAUGGUAACAACAAUAACAACAAUAAUAAUUUCGAAGACACAAAAACAACCAGUGUAGAUUGCAAUAACAAUAACAAUAGUCAAACAACAACAACAAAUGAAUUAAUACAAACAGAAAUAUUUCCAUCAUUACCGGAUGUAAUGCUUAGAAAAUUAUGUUUAUUACGUGAAAAUACCUGUAAUAUUGAAAGCUUAAGUGAACAAGAAAUUGAUACAAAAUUUCAUACAUUAUCAUUAGCAUUUAAAACGGAUAAAUUUACCCUUGAACAACGUGUACAAUUAUAUCGUCAUCAACGUGAUAUUGCUGAAAAUGAUGCUAAAAAUGAAUUAAAUCAUUUAAAUGAAUAUGUACAAGAAUUAUAUAGAUUAUUAUUAGGUAGUGAAAGUAAAUAUUUUUAUAAUACAUCAUUAAUACAAUUAAAAGAAUUAAAAGAUAUGUUGGAUAAAAUUGAUAUGCAAGUACAAGUUAUAAAAGCAUCAAUGAUGAAAAUAUCAUCACGUUCAGAAUUAUUUGGUUCAGUAAAACAAGAAGAAAAAUUAAGUACUGCAUUCGAUGUUAUAUUAUUACAUACUGAAAAUCUUAAACGUUCAAAAGAACGUGAUGCAAAAGAAUUGGAUGAUAUGAAAAGAUUAUUAGCUAAUACUGGACAUAGUAAAUAUGAUCAUCAAGAUUAUAAUGAUUUUGAUAAUGGUGGAAAACGUUCAAAAAAUAGAGAUUCUAGAAGAAUCAGUUCAUUGUUGAUGACAAAUCAAUUACAAAAUAUUCAGGUUAGUUAUCAACAAAUAAGUCGUUCUGGAUCUGGUCCAUCAAAUCAAAAUUAUCUUCGUACAAGACGUCUUUCAGUACCGGCGGCAGAAAUUCGUAAUCGACCAAGAUUAUUAGAACUAUUCAAUGAAGCAACAGCCAGACAAUUAAAAGAAAAAGAUAAUCAUAGUGAUAAUGAUGAUGAUGAUGAUGAACAGAUGGCUGCUAUGGCAAGACGUCGACAAAUUUCUUUACGUCAACGAAAUCGUACACUAACUUCGAUUGAUGAUCGAAAAGAAUAUGCUUCCGAUAACGAUGAUGAUGAUAAUGAUAAUAAUGAACGAAAACAAAGUUCAGUAAAACAGGAAACAAAAUCAUUGGAUAAAAAUGAAUGCAAAACUGAAAGACGAAAUGAAUCAACAACACCAACCAAUAGCUGUGAUGAUAGUGAUCAUGCGGAUGAUAAUGAAGGAAACAAUAAUCAUUGUUUUGAUCAUGAUAGCCAUUCAUCAUCGAAUAAUGAAGAAAAAUUAUCCUGUAACAACAGUAUUAAUAAAUGUAAUAAGUUAAAAAUACAAUCAUUUUAUCAGAAAUUGGUUAAAAAAUUAAUACCAUUUGAAGAUCGGACAUGGCGUCGUAAAAUGAUUGAAAAAAUUCAGGAAUUUUAUUGCCUUUUAUGUAUGUUGGUAUUUACAAUCAGAUCAAUCGCAUCAAGUAUAACUGAAAGCAGUAAAUUAAAAUUUCGAAAACUUCGACGCCAGACCAAUUCAUAUGAUAAUCUUCGUUUUACAAUAUCGGCAAUAUUUAUUUUUGUUGCCGCUAUGAUUUUAACAUUUUCUGUUAUUGUUCCAAUGAUUUCAUAGUCAUCAAUCAAUAAUGUAUCCUGUAAAUUUUAAUUUUAAAAAAACAAACUUUUUUAAACGGAAAUAAAAUGAUUUUGUUUAAAAGAUUAGCGGGGUUGUUUUUUUUUUGCUCAACGAUAUCGAUAGUCUCGUCCGUUAUUGCCGGCUAUCAUUCGAUAGUAGCAGUGGUAAAUGAAUGAGUUGG